AUGGCGGACAAAAGCAAACAGGAGAAAGAUAGUGGCGAAAAGAAAGAAGAGAAGAAGACAAAUGGUGAAGAAAAAGAACAGGAAAUGUCUGAUGAAGACAAACAACUUCAGGAUGAAUUGAACAUGUUGGUUGAAAGACUCACUGAGUCAAACGAGAAGCUAUACAGACCAUCGCUGGAGAGCCUGCGUACGCUCAUCCGGGCCUCCACAACUUCCAUGACAUCGGUCCCAAAACCCCUCAAGUUUUUGCGGCCUCAUUAUGACACGCUGAAAGCAGUCUUUGAGAAAAUCAAAGAUGCAGAGACAAAGCGCUUCUGUGCAGAUAUUGUGUCUGUAUUGGGUAUGACCUUGAGUGAUUCUAGAGACAGCUUGAAGUACAGGCUCCUGGGAUCUAAGGAGUCUAUCGGAUCCUGGGGGCAUGAGUAUGUCAGGCACCUGGCAGGAGAAGUGGCUGAGGAGUGGCAGAGUACAGAGGAAGGAAAUAAGGAUAUGAGAAAGAAGCUGCUGAAGAUGUCCGAGGAGAUUGUACCCUACCACAUGGAGCACAAUGCGGAGGCUGAGGCAUGUGACCUUCUCAUGGAGAUAGAGAGACUCGACCUCCUCCAGAAGUAUGUGGAUGAGAACGCUUACCCCAGGGUCUGCCUGUACCUCACUAGUUGUGUGCCGUAUGUACCUGACCCAGAGAACACCAUUUUUCUGAAGACAGCUCUGGAUUUAUACCGGAAAUUUGAUCAGUACCCUCAAGCAUUACGCUGUGCCAUGCAGCUCAAUGACAUGGCUUUGACAGAAGAAAUAUUUCUAUCCUGUAAAGAUAUAAAGGUACAGAAGCAGCUGGCCUACAUGCUCGGUCAGCAGCAAAUCUCUCUGGAGCUGAAUGAUGACAUCACAGAGUAUGAUGAGCUGAUGGAAAUCAUGUCUAAUGCUCAUCUCAAUAACAGUUUCCUCGCCUUGGCCAGAGAGCUGGACAUCAUGGAGCCCAAAGUACCAGAGGACAUAUAUAAAAGUCACCUGGAACCUAACAGUAAGACAUAUAUUGGCCCCAGUAACAUUGACUCAGCACAUCAGAACUAACUUGCAGCAGCCUUUGUAAACGGUUUUGUGAACGCAGCAUUUGGGCAGGACAAGCCUCUGAUGGAGGAUGGCAAUAAAUGGCUCUACAAGAACAAGGAACAUGGUAUGCUGAGUGCCACAGCUUCCCUGGGUCUGAUUUUACUGUGGGAUGUGGAUGGUGGCCUGACACAGAUAGACAAAUACCUAUACUCCACAGAGGAUUACAUCAAGGCUGGAGCCCUGCUGGCCUGUGGGAUUGUGAACAGUGGAGUGAGGAAUGAGUGUGACCCAGCAUUGGCUUUGCUCUCAGAUUAUGUUCAACACAACACCAGCAUAAUGAGGAUAGGAGCCAUUGUUGGACUAGGCUUAGCGUAUGCUGGUUCUAACAGAGAAGAUGUGAUCAGCUUUCUGCUACCAGUUCUAGGAGAUUCAAAGGCAUCUAUGGAGGUGGUUGGGAUGGCUGCCUUGUCAUGUGGUAUGAUUGCUGUAGGCACCUGUAAUGGAGAUGUGACGUCCACGGUUCUUCAGACAAUGAUGGAGAGGUCAGAGGCAGACCUUAAGGACACAUACUCCAGAUUUUUAGCCUUGGGACUUGCCUUGACUUACCUUACCAAACAAGAGGCAGCUGAGGCCACUCUGGCAGCCCUGGAAGUUGUGGCUGAACCCCUGAAGUCCAUGGCGCACAUGCUUGUUGACAUCUGUGCAUAUGCAGGUACCGGCAAUGUCUUGAAGAUUCAACAACUUCUGCACACCUGUUCUGAACAUGACGAAUCAAAAGAUGAGGAUAACAAUGAGAAAAAAGAAGAUAAAAACAAAAAGAAAGAUGACAAAAAAGAGAUGAAAAAAGAGCCUGCUGGUCCGGACCUUUCAAUACAACAAGGCAUUGCUGUCUUGGGGAUAUCCUUAAUUGCAAUGGGAGAAGACAUCGGUGCAGAAAUGUCUUUCAGAGCAUUUGGCCAUCUGCUGCGUUAUGGAGAGCCGGUUAUUCGACGAGCAGUUCCUCUUGCCCUGGCCCUCAUCUCAGCCUCUAACCCCAAACUGCAGAUUCUGGACACACUCAGCAAGUUCUCCCACGACAGUGACCCAGAGGUGUCUUACAACUCCAUCCUCUCCAUGGGCCUCGUCGGUGCAGGUACAAACAAUGCUCGUCUGGCAGCCAUGUUGAGGCAGCUUGCUGUAUUCCACGCCAAGGACUCCAACAACUUGUUCAUGGUUCGUCUGGCGCAGGGUUUGACUCAUCUAGGGAAGGGCACACUGACAAUCUGCCCUUACCACAGUGAUCGCGCCCUCCUCAGCCCAGUGGCAGUAGCUGGACUCAUGUCUGUACUCGUCUCCUGUCUGGAUGUCAAAAAUAUUAUUUUAGGAAAAUCUCACUACAUUCUGUACCACCUGGUAUCAGCCAUGCAGCCCCGUAUGUUAGUCACCUUUGAUGAGGAUCUGCGACCAUUACCUGUGUCUGUGAGAGUAGGACAGGCUGUGGAUGUUGUGGGCCAGGCGGGUAAGCCAAAGACCAUUACUGGCUUCCAGACUCAUACCACUCCAGUUCUGCUGGCCUAUGGGGAGCGGGCAGAAUUAGCCACCGAUGAAUAUCUUGCCCUGACUCCCGUCAUGGAGGGAUUUGUCAUCCUCAGAAAGAAUCCCGACUAUGAAGUGUAGUCUUUGUGUAAGUUAAGAUUAGGCAGGAAGUCAGCAUCCUGGACACUGAGAGACUGCCAUUCCAGCUGACCAGGACUACAUGUACCUGGAUUUAAGCAGGCUGUGUAUAUGGAUUGGGCACAUACUCCUGUUUGUGUAAUGGCAGUCCGUAAGGUGGAGAGCUACAUGUAGUGUUUAAUGUGCUGACUGAAAAGUGUGUGUGUCCUCCUGUCAGACAGCUGCAUUACAGUGUGGAAGACAGAAACUGUGGAUAAUGCAAGUGAAUAACAUAGGUAAUGAAUAACUUGAGGAUCGAUUGAACAGUCGUGUGGUCAGGUGACAUUCAAGAAGCACUGCUCUUUACUGGAGGUGUUUGAUCUAUUUGUAUAUAACUUCAUUUUGAAAAAUAAAUGAACUACAGCA
Messenger RNA from Liolophura sinensis, 3108 nucleotides. Its product is annotated as 26S proteasome non-ATPase regulatory subunit 2-like. The record is from RefSeq and is a predicted model, not a curated record. Gene Ontology annotation, molecular function: enzyme regulator activity. NCBI's taxonomy places the organism in Eukaryota, Metazoa, Mollusca, Polyplacophora, Chitonida, Chitonidae. Gene Ontology annotation, biological process: proteasome-mediated ubiquitin-dependent protein catabolic process; regulation of protein catabolic process. Gene Ontology annotation, cellular component: proteasome regulatory particle, base subcomplex; proteasome complex; nucleus.